CCGAACCGGCUGGCUAAUUUGUUUACCUCUUAAACUUAAACUUUAAAGCUUCUUAUUCUACCACAAUCAGCAGGACAUGGAAAUAACACUCGCUCUGAUAAAGCCGCACGUGCUGCGGAAUACCUAUGCAAUGCAGCAGAUCCGAGCCCUGAUCUCCCAGAACUUCACCAUUCUUGACCAGAAGGAGGUUUGCAUUACGAAAGAACUAUCUGAGCGAUUUUACGCGGAGCAUAAGGGAAAAUUCUUCUACCACCGACUAACCAGUUUUAUGAACAGCGGACCCAGCUACGCCCUGAUUCUCCAGUCGGAAACCUGCAUCCAGAAGUGGCGCAGUCUUCUGGGUCCCACCAAGGUGUUCCGUGCCGUGUACAGUGAUCCCAACUGCAUCCGGGCAUUGUACGGAAUAUCCGACACUCGCAACGCCUGCCAUGGAUCCGACAGCGAGGCAUCCGCCCUCCGCGAGAUCAGCAUCCUGUUCCCGGAGUUUGACGCGGCUGUUGGGAGUCGCCAGGCGAAAAGGGAGGAGGCGUAGUCGAGGAGUUCUUGAUCCUUAGAUUGAUCAAGAUGUCUACUACCAAAGCAGUUCAUGAAAAAUGUUUACAUGUUGUUCAAGUAGCUAUUGGAAUUGUCCUAAUUUAUGUUUCUUAUUUUUAAUGCCUGGCAUUUUUAGAUUAGUAUUUAGGCUAGACUAGAAUGUUGUCAUAUGGUAUGCUUUAAAAGUAAUUGAAGUUUAUGAUACUUUUUGUGACUAGUGUACUAAUAUGUUUAUAUAUUUAUAUAUAUAUAUUAGCAAAACAAAAACUAUACUUCUUGUUGAUAACUAAUAAGAAUUAGAUGAUUAAGGAAUUUGGCAAUGUUCUUUCG
This is a messenger RNA of Drosophila melanogaster (fruit fly), 864 nucleotides long. It is a transcript of the gene nmdyn-D6, whose product is annotated as nmdyn-D6. The transcript is spliced from 2 exons. The record is from RefSeq and is marked reviewed. Gene Ontology annotation, molecular function: nucleoside diphosphate kinase activity. Gene Ontology annotation, biological process: UTP biosynthetic process; CTP biosynthetic process; GTP biosynthetic process. Gene Ontology annotation, cellular component: mitochondrial inner membrane; mitochondrial matrix. The coding region runs from base 77 to 532 and encodes 151 amino acids. NCBI's taxonomy places the organism in Eukaryota, Metazoa, Arthropoda, Insecta, Diptera, Drosophilidae.